Vitrella brassicaformis is the source of this 3895-nucleotide messenger RNA. Lineage: Eukaryota; Vitrellaceae. The record is from the annotation of a GenBank genome assembly.
GCGAUGAGUUCUGACAACGUCGGGUCGCCCAAUGGCGGCUCUGCGUCGACGUUUGCCGAGAAGCACCGGCAGCGUACGGAGAAGCUUCGUCAGGACAAGGACAGCCGGCGGGCCAACGAGAUAGACAAGAUGACCAACGAGCGGCUCGAGAGAGAGCUCAAGGCCAAGGGCAUCCCCACUUUCGGCACCAGGCAGGAGAGAGCGGCGAGGCUCAAAGUGGCCUGCGGUAUGUAUGCUACUCCCAAGUGAACCCACAAACACCCGAGAAGCACACACACCUGUAUUUCCCUAUGUGUGUGUGUCUGUGGCACGCGGCCUGUAGGUCUGCCCGCCAGCAGUGAUGCUGAUGAGAAGAAACCGGGCAAGGCCAAGAAGGGCGGCGUGGUGGAGGAGAUCGAGCGACUCAGGCAGCAGAGAGAGCAAAGACGGCGCAAGAUGGAGGAGGACCGCAAGACCAAGGAAGACGAAAAGAGCCACAACGAAGCCAUGGGCCUCCCCGGCGACGUCGACUUCCAAAGGAUGGUCACGCAGUUCCGGACCGAUUCGAAGAGCGGCAAGGCCCUCUCGCCCAUCAUGGGACAGGGGGCUGGGGGGAAGGGCUCGUCGCAGGCGGUGGGCAUCUGGGUGUGUGUGCGAAAGCGGCCUUUGAACGACAAGGAGGUGGGGCGGCGGGAGAUCGACACGGUCACAGUGGUGAACCCCAAGUGCCACGUGCACGAGUGCAAGUUCAAGGUGGACGGCAUCACCAAGUUCCUGGAGAACCACCACUUCGCAUUCGACCGGACCUUCACCGACUCCACACCCACACAAAGCGUAAGAAACAGACACACACAUAUAUUGCCGAAUAUGGAUGGGCAGAUUCAUAAGCCAUAAGCCAUUCGGUCGGCCUUUGUCUCGUGUGAUGUGGUCAGCUUCACGAGUGCUGCAGCAGGCCAUUGGUGGACUUCGCGCUCAGAGGGGGCGGCAGGCGUGCCACCAUCUUUGCGUACGGCCAGACGGGGAGCGGCAAGACCUACACGAUGAGAGGGAUGCAGUCGCUGCUGUGCUCGGACCUCUAUGACGGCCUAGAGGGCAACCCCCACAAGGACGAUUUGGACGUGUCGGUGAGCUUCUUCGAGAUCUACGGAGGCCGCGUCUACGACCUGCUCAACAAUCGCCAGAGGCUGCAGGUGCUCGAGGACGCUAAGCAGGAGGUGAGGUGGGUGGUGUCUGAAGGGUCCGUCAGGAGCCGGCGGGGGCGUGUUCUUGUCUGCAGGUGCAAGUGCAGGGUUUGUGUGAGCGGCCUGCCAAGAACGCCAAAGAUCUGCAUGACAUCAUCGGUAAGCUAGCUAUGCAUCACACCUACACCGUGGCGUCGGUGUCUCAUGCCGCGCCUCACCCCGCAUGCAUCCGUGUGGUGUCUCGUCUCUGCGUGCAGAGUAUGGGCACUCAGUGCGCACCACCAAGGCCACAUCCACCAACGCAGGUAUGCAGACCAGACACACGUCAGUCACAACAAAAAAAUGGAAAUCAAGCGCCGCACCCGUGUCCCUCCAUACGUCUCUGUGAUGUGCACACACAGACUCCUCCCGCUCCCACGCCGUGUGUUGCAUCGCGCUAAAACUGCCCCGGACCACCCCGCUGCCCAGCCCCCCCGAGAGGAAGCAGCUGGUGCCGCAGCCCCCACCCGACAAAUUCACAGUAUAUUCGAAACUCACACUCGUCGACCUGGCCGUACGGACGGACACUUAAGCAAUAAACAAACAGACACCAGCCAGCCAGCCAGCCAGCCAGAGACAAUUCAUUCAUGUGUGUGCCUCUGUGUGUGCAGGGCAGCGAGAGGGCGCAGGACACGCGGCACCACAACCGCGCCAGACGAGUCGAGGCCGCAGAGAUCAACCGCAGCCUCCUCGCACUCAAAGUCAGUACGUCACCUUACACACACAGACAGAGAAUGGAUGUCUCUCUCUCUCUCUCUGUCUCUCUGCAGGAGUGCAUCCGUGCAUUGGCUGUUGAGAGCUCCAGUGGGCCGCCCGCUAGCCAGGCUGGCGCAUCGCCAUGGGCGUCACCGUCCGGAGCUGGGGGUGGGGCGGGGGGUGGCAGCGGCUCGCACAUCCCGUUCAGAGCGUCCAAACUGACGAUGGUCCUGCGGGAGUGCUUCGUGUGCAGCGCUUCCCGCACACUCAUGAUCGCAUGUGUAUCACCAGGUGGGUCGGCUGCAGACGUCAGACAUAAAGUCGAAUGUGCGUGUGUGGUCUGGCUCCAUCCAUCCAUCCAUCAGGGAUGGCGUCGGCAGACCACACGCUAAACACAUUGCGUUAUGCGGCGCGGCUCAAGGAGACCCCAGACAGUCCCCAGCCAGCAGGCGUGGCGGGAAGCUCCCCACGGCCACCUCAGUCGGCACCUGCGUCACCCGCCGUGCAUCAACCACCCGAGCCAACAGGUAACGAGUGCAUUGGCUUAGACCUUGCCACGCGACAUUGUCCCGGCUCGGUUGGUUCAGAGGCCGGUGGUCCCGGAUUUCGUCUGCCGCCUCGUGCAAAGUCCAAAGCCGCGGUCGCCCCCUCGUCCCCCCCAGCCCCCCGCCCUCCCCCUCCCUCCCACCCGGUCAGAGAUGCCGACCGGGUACCCCUCUCGCCGAUACCCCCACCAAGAGGGUCCAAACGGGCCGCCGGUGGAGCUGCGAGUCCGCCGCCCCCCGCACCAGGCCCCGCCCCCAUCCCCCACGCGGCAUCGUCCCCUGCACCCUCCUCAUCCACACACGCACCGGGGAGCAAAUCGCCACCAGAGCCAUCCGCUUCGUCAGGUGAGACACGGCCAUGUACUCUGCUGCUAGGGAUGUGAUGUCUGUCGGUGCUGCUAGGGGUUCCUGAGGCGGAGAGUGACGCGUCGCCCAACGAGGGUGAGGAGGAGACGGAGGCCGAGGGAGAGGGAGAGCCUGAGGACGGGAGACACCUGGCGAGGGUGUCUCGGGCUGACAUGGACUUCCUCAAAGAAUCGCUAACGAAGCAAGGGGUGGGUGGGGUGGCGCAGAACACACAGAUGUGAGGUGCAUGAGAGGCUCUGUGUUUAUCCAUCCAUCAGAUGGGGGAGGCCUUGGCCAUCACGGACUCGGAAUAUCUGGAGGUACGGACACACAUCCAUCCAUCUGUACUGCGAUGGACACACGUAUAUGUGUCUGUCUCUCGUGUCAUCUCUCACAGACUGUGGAGGAUUUGUAUGAGUGGGAGGAUCGCAUCACACGGACACACAUGAGCACCAUGAAGGUGACAGACACCCACAGCCAGCCAGCCAGCCAGACAGACAGUAUGUGGCCUGCUACAGGAGGACGCCAACAUGCUCACCAUGGAGGGCGAACUCAUGAAGAAGGUAAAUCAACAACAACUCGCCCAUCCACAACUGUGGUCAAUUGCUUGCGCGUCUGCGUCAUGGGCGCAGUUCCAAGAUGACGAUGGGUACGAGCUUGAGGACUACGUGGAGGACAUUGAAAAGAUUGUCGAGCGCAAGGUGCAUCUGUACAAGGGCCUGCUCAAAACAAUCAGCAAAGUCAAAACCAUCAUGCAGCAAGAGGAGACGUCGUACAAGAAGGUGUGCUGUAUGUGGCCGAUGGUCGGUGGACGUGCCUAUGCGAUGGAUCGUUGUCUCGGUGCGUGGCUGUGUGCAGGCCGAGCAGCGAGACAACAAGUGACUUCACUUAAGGGGCGUGCCUUCCGGCCAAAGGCUGCCGUGACGCCGUGGCGCUGCAGUAGCGAGAUCUGUAUGUCUUUCUUCUGCUGGUCCGGCAGUGUCUCGAUAUGUGAAUCAUCGAUGUGUACACAUUGGCGAUCAUUUGGACAGUGUGACGCGCUGUAUGUAUCGUGCCGUGCCGAGUGGCCAUGACGCAAUGACGACGACUCUGCAUGCAUGCGCCCAGUCG